Glycine soja is the source of this 1784-nucleotide messenger RNA. RefSeq names its product 30-kDa cleavage and polyadenylation specificity factor 30-like. Gene Ontology annotation, biological process: mRNA splicing, via spliceosome; regulation of mRNA splicing, via spliceosome. The record is from RefSeq and is a predicted model, not a curated record. Lineage: Eukaryota; Viridiplantae; Streptophyta; Magnoliopsida; Fabales; Fabaceae. The transcript is spliced from 10 exons. Bases 212 to 1402 code for a protein of 396 amino acids. Gene Ontology annotation, cellular component: nucleoplasm. Gene Ontology annotation, molecular function: mRNA binding; N6-methyladenosine-containing RNA reader activity.
AGUAAGCAUGGACAUCAAGACUUACAGAAAAGAAACGAAAGGCAGUCCAGUACGGGCAUUACUACUCAUUAGCGAUAGAUAAGGAUAACGCGGCACUCUUCUCUUUUGUUUUGUUAUGUUAACUGUUACCUUUUAUUCUUCGUUUACUUCACACUGCGCGUUACUUCAUCACCAAUCGUGCCGCACUUAGAACUCCGGGGUCAAUUCGGAUAUGUCUUCUGAUAGUGCAAAGGAAAAUGCAUCAGUAGUUGAUUCAUCAGUCACUGAAGGGAGGAAUGACAUUGGAAAUUCAGAUGAUCCAGAGAGCUCAGGUUACAAGUUUAAUGAAAACAUUAAUACAACUAGGGCAGAUAAAGGGGGACAUUCUCAUGGUCAGAUAGGGCAUCCUACAGGAAUUGGAGUGGAAAAAUGGCAAAAUAUAAAAUACUUUAUCAUUAAGAGUUUGAACCAUCAAAACAUCCAUUUGUCAAUUGAGAAAGGAAUUUGGGCUACUCAAAUCAUGAAUGAACCGAUUCUAGAAGAAGCUUUUCAUAAUUCAGGCAGUGUAAUCCUUAUAUUUAGUGUCAACAUGAGUGGUUCCUUCCAAGGGUAUGCACAAAUGAUGUCCUCCAUUGGAAGGGGGAGAGACAAUGUUUGGAGUGAGGGAACUGGUAAAAGUAAUCCUUGGGGUCGCAGUUUUAAGGUCAAAUGGAUGUGUUUGAAUGAUUUGCCUUUCCACAAGACACUGCAUCUCAAGAAUCCGUUGAAUGACUAUAAGCCUGUCAAAAUUAGCAGAGAUUGCCAGGAGUUAUCUCCAGACAUUGGUCUAGCUCUUUGUGAACUUCUUGAUGGUAAGAAUUAUACAGAUUGCCUGCCGACCAGUUUAUCAAGGGAUGAAUUUUCUUUGAAAGGGCUUUAUGCGAAUACUCCAAGUUCAAUGGGAGAUGAAGACUGUAACUUUCCUCCACUGCAUACAUCGUGGUCAAUGCCCUUGCCUUAUUCUGCCUUGUUUUACCAAAAUCAACCAGAAGUAAAUAACUAUCAUUCAACAAACCAGAGAAUCAGUGGGACAAUGUUCACUGAAAUAUUGCCAACCACUUCUGAGUCAUCACAAGUGUCAGGGAUUAAACGUUCUAAGGAUGUGGCUUCUCAAUCUGAUUUUUGGGGUCUAUCUUCUGAAAGCCCUUUAGCUAGUACCCUAACUGAGGAUGAUUUUCUUGACAUGUCCUAUGAAGAAUACCUGGAGGUCCAUAGCAGAUGCAAGAAACAGUUACGCACCAGUGCAACUAAACCAUCUUGGAAACAACUGGAAUUGUUGAGAAGUAAUUCCCAUGAUGAUGAUAGGAAUACAGAAGAUGGGGUUGAUAGAGACAGGAGCAACUCUCAUGGGAGGAUACAUCAGUCAUCUUUGCCAUGGAUAUAACUGCUCCUCCAAUAUGUGAACAUGUUAACUUUUCGUCAGCUAAAUUUUGCACUUGCCUUGUGGUGUCAUCAUCUGCAAGGAGGCCCUUUUCCUGUUUUCGUAUAGCAAAGACGAAGUGGAAGUUAAUUGUAAUUGUCUAAAAUCAGUACUUGAUAUUGAACCUCAUAUUAAUGCGAUUCAAUUGCAGUUAAUUUGAGGCUUGUUUACCAAUUGUACAAAAUUUAGAUUUAGAUUGGAGUUAGAUUGACCAAAACAUACUUGUGGUGUGUAUAUAAUAUGCCCCUAGCAUUUUUCCCCUCUGGAAAAUUGUCGGCAAAGAUGCUGAUAUUGGUAAUGAGAGUAAGAAUUUCAAAUGUCUUCAAUUUUAUUAAUGUUUUAAGAU